Messenger RNA from Pan troglodytes (chimpanzee), 681 nucleotides. RefSeq names its product E3 ubiquitin-protein ligase RNF4-like. Bases 79 to 651 code for a protein of 190 amino acids. The transcript has a single exon. Gene Ontology annotation, cellular component: PML body. Gene Ontology annotation, biological process: positive regulation of transcription by RNA polymerase II. Gene Ontology annotation, molecular function: zinc ion binding; transcription factor binding. NCBI's taxonomy places the organism in Eukaryota, Metazoa, Chordata, Mammalia, Primates, Hominidae. The record is from RefSeq and is a predicted model, not a curated record.
GAACAUUCGACUUCCCUGCAAACCUUGGUAUAGAUCACUUCCUUUUCUGUUAGGAAACGAAAGGCACCAAAGAGCACAAUGAGUACAAGAAAGCAUCGAGGUGGAGCAAUAAAUUCUAGACAAGCCCAGAAGCGAACACGGGAAGCAACCUCCACCCCUGAGAUUUCCUUGGAAGCAGAACCCAUAGAACUCGUGGAAACUGCCGGAGAUGAAAUUGUGGACCUCACUUGUGAAUCUUUAGAGCCUGUGGUGGUUGAUCUGACUCACAAUGACUCUGUUGUGAUUGUUGACAAAAGAAGAAGACCAAGGAGGAAUGCUAGGAGGCUGCCCCAGGACCAUGCUGACAGCUGCGUGGUGAGCAGUGACGAUGAGUUGUUGUCCAGGGACAGAGACGUGUAUGUGACUACCCACACUUCCAGAAACGCCAGGGAUGAGGGCGCUACAGGCCUCAGGCCCUCCGGUACUGUCGGUUGUCCUAUCUGCAUGGACAGAUAUUCAGAGAUCAUGCAGAAUAGACGUCUCAUCGUUUCCACAGAAUGUGGCCAUGUCUUCUGUAGCCAGUGCCUCCGUGAUUCCCUGAAGAACGCUAAUACUUGCCCAACUUGUAGGAAAAAGAUCAACCACAAACAGUACCUCUCCAUUUAUAUAUGAAGUAUUCAGAGACGCCCAGGAGAGAUGGAU